CCUCAUCAUAUCUUACAAAUGUGGUUGAUGUUUAAUUUUAAUAAAUUUUGUUUGUUUUUCAUGACCAUUUAUAUUCAGUGAAAAUAAUUCGAUCAAAAAUGUUGAUUCGUGAUGUAGAAUUAAAACCCGAUUCUCCAAAAGAAUUUUUUCUCGAUAAACAUGUUCAAUUUUUGAACAACUAUGCAAAAAAUAAAGAUAAUAGCUAUGAACAGAUCAUGGUCGAAUAUCUUAAAAUGAAUGGAAUCUAUUGGACAAUAACAGCCCUUAAAUUAGCUGACAGUUCCAUUGAAAAUGAUGUCCGACAAGAAAUAAUCGAGCUAAUACGUUCUUGUAAACAUUCUAAUGGAGGAAUAUCAGCAGCACCCAGACAUGAUCCUCAUAUUUUAUACACUUUAAGUGCAAUCCAGAUUUUAGUUUCAUUCGGUGUGAAUCUAGAAUCAUCGGAUCCAGAAGAAAGCAUCAUCGAUGUGAACAAAACUGUUGAAUUUGUUGUGUCAUUACAAAACGAAGAUGGUAGUUUUAAUGGUGACCAUUGGGGUGAAGUAGAUGUUCGAUUCACAUUCUGUUCGAUUGCUUCGUUAGCUCUUCUCAAACGAUUGGAUGCUAUUGAUCUGGAUCGAACUAUAGAUUUUGUCAUGAAAUGUUAUAAUCAAAUUGAUGGUGCUUUUGGCUGCCGUCCCAACAGCGAAUCUCAUUCCGGUCUUACUUAUUGCUGCCUUGGAUCAUUAUCAAUUGCUGGUCAAUUACAUCGAAUCGAUGCGGAUAGAUUAGGAUGGUGGCUAGCUGAACGUCAACUACCUUCAGGAGGUCUAAAUGGUCGUCCAGAAAAAUUACCUGAUCUAUGUUAUUCAUGGUGGGUACUUUCAUCUUUGGCAAUUAUUGGACGUCUUCAUUGGAUAAAUAAACAAAAAUUACUUUGUUUUAUCAUGGCUUGUCAAGAUAACGAGACUGGAGGUUUCUCUGAUCGUCCAGGUAAUAUGGUCGAUCCAUUCCAUACUCUUUUCGGCAUUACCGGAUUGUCAUUAUUGUCACAUGAAUAUUUCGACGAUUCAACCAGUGACAAUAAACAGAACGACCAAGAAGAUCUUAUCGAUAUUGAAAAAUUAAGCAAAAUUAUUCAAAAAGUCAAUCCAGUUUUUUGUAUGUUAGAUCAAACGAUAAAGGAUAGGGGCAUUUUAAUUCAACGGCUUUCAAUCAUCUAAAACACUUUAUUACUGAUGAUAAAAAUUGAUCAAGAAAUAAAAUAAAAUUUAUUUUUGUAUUUGUCCAGUUUCCAA
Molecule: messenger RNA, 1277 nt
Organism: Dermatophagoides pteronyssinus (European house dust mite)
Lineage: Eukaryota; Metazoa; Arthropoda; Arachnida; Sarcoptiformes; Pyroglyphidae
Gene: RabGGTb
Product: geranylgeranyl transferase type-2 subunit beta
Biological process (GO): protein geranylgeranylation
Cellular component (GO): Rab-protein geranylgeranyltransferase complex
Molecular function (GO): Rab geranylgeranyltransferase activity
Source: RefSeq, a predicted model, not a curated record